Sphenostylis stenocarpa is the source of this 537-nucleotide messenger RNA. Lineage: Eukaryota; Viridiplantae; Streptophyta; Magnoliopsida; Fabales; Fabaceae. The record is from the annotation of a GenBank genome assembly.
AUGGACAGUCCUGCGACUGAGAAGAAGAUGAACGUGGGACUAAGCUUUCUGAUGUUUACGUGUGUUCUUCCAAUGAUGGUCUCAGCCAUACGCCCCCACCUCACCCCUUUCUAUGUAAAGGGUCGUGUCUAUUGUGAUCCUUGUCGUGCUGGUUCUGAGACAUCCCUCACCACUUACAUUGUUGGUGUGGAGGUUACUCUGCAAUGCAAGGACAAAAUGAAUGGCAACAUUGUGUACAGCAAGAAGGAUAAGAGUGAUUCCUCGGGAACAUACACCAUUUUCGUGGACGCGAAUCAAGCAAACCAAAAUUGUGAUGUGGGUCUCGUAACAAGUCCUUUACCUGACUGCAAAGAACCCAGUCCAGGACGUGACCACUCACGUGUCAUUCUGAAUCGCUUCAAUGGUAUUGCCACCAGUGAUAGGUUUGUCAACAACUUGGGUUUCAUGAAACAAAAGGUUGCAUCUGCUUGUGCAAAGAUUCUCAGGCCAUACCCAGACUACGAUGAUGAAUUAGUUCCACUCGAUUCUUUUUUUUAA